Molecule: messenger RNA, 1921 nt
Organism: Hemicordylus capensis (graceful crag lizard)
Lineage: Eukaryota; Metazoa; Chordata; Lepidosauria; Squamata; Cordylidae
Gene: SMAGP
Product: small cell adhesion glycoprotein
Exons: 4
Coding region: 330-617 (95 amino acids)
Source: RefSeq, a predicted model, not a curated record
GCAUGUAUCUUUUCAGACCAAGGCCUACCACUUACACAUCUUAGACUCAGACCAGUCUUGCCUGGGAUUGGCAAAGUUAAGAAGCUUCUGAGCUGCUUCUUACAGUGACUGCAACCUAGAUGCCCUAGGCAUUUUCUGGAUUUGGGCCUAGCAUUUGAGGAGGCACAGCUUCUUUAAGCUUUCAGCACUGGCUGCCAAUACAUACAGGAGCUGGAGGAGACCUUUCUAGAAGAAACACCUGUAGAGCCAUUAAUGAUCAGCCAAAAGUUCUGCAAGAUACUGAAGUUUUAACCAUCAAAGACUGACAACCAGAGAAAAAAGGUGAUGCCAUGGCAGCUAUUCCAACACCUCCACCACCCACAGAACUGCAGACCAGCUCUUUUAUGAAGAAGAUGAAUACUCCAACUUUGCAAGAGAACGUCAAUGUGGCUGUCAUAGGAGCUGUUAUCGCAGUGGUUUUCGUCACUCUCCUUUCGGUUGUCGUGCUGAUCAUCAUUUACCUGUACAAGAACAAAGGCAGCUACCACACCUAUGAACAACCUGAAGCAGAUCCAGAAGGCUCAGUCCAGAUGGAGGACCUCCCUUGUAAAGGUGAAAAGGAAGAAUAUUUCAUAUAGAGAACAAGAUACCAGGCCGCCAGUACAUUUUGGACACUUGAGAUGUAGAGAAAAGAGCUCAUUAUGUUUGGUGCCUUCUUAAUCAAGAAAAGAAAACUGUAUUAUUUAUUUCACUUUAUCCUUUAAUCCUUUGGGCAGGGUGCAGUAUAAAUUGUAACCCUGAGUUUGCUACACAAGACAUUUAGGUUGCCCCUUCUGGACUAUGGAGAUGUGUCAUCUGUGGUGUUUGAAAUACUGGCUACAGUGCAGAGCUCAUCUGUUACUGUCACACACACACACACACACACACACACACACAGAGAGAGAGAUUGUAUUUAAUAAUAAUUAGUUGAGUUGAACAAGUUGUGUUCUGGUGCCUAUCUUUACUUUUCCCUGUUUUCUACUGGAGUAGAAACUAAUCUCACACUGAUGCCAUUACAGUAUGACAUCUUUGAUACAAGUAAGGAAGUGUAAGUACAAGUCAGGCAAGUGAGGCUCAAAGAAAUGUUGAGAUAUGUACGCGACAAUGCCACGUGUGUGAUGAGUAUAAUGGCUGAAGAACAAUCCCUGCUUUCCAAAUAUAACCCCUAAAGACCCAGAAAGAACAACUGCCUCUAUUUUUACCUAUACUGUAUUUUUCAGUACCAUCUUAUCAGCGAUUCUGACAUUCAUCAAGAGCCAUCACACAGCAACAAACUCACAGUUGCUACGCAUAUACAUUCAAACGGGAGCGGCUGCCAAUCCUAGCUCUCCAACAAGCACACCUACAUACAAAUACUGUAGUUUCAAGCACCCAGUGGUCACAUGUCAUGUGUGCGUGCACAUGUGCACACAUCUAGAGCGACAAAGUAUGAAUAGACCCCACCAAUAUAACCUUGCCUUUGCUGGAUUACUUUGGUUCCAGUCCCUCCUCUGAAAGGAGACUGCCUUCUGCAACCCACACACCAGGGUUCCUGUGACACGUGGAUGGAUUCUGCUUCACUCCAUCUGUCUCCUAGCAGUAGGCAGUAUCUCAAGGAUACAGCUCUUCUGCAAGUAUCAAGAGCAGCCCCAUGUCAAGUUCUCCUUCCCUCGGUUAACAUGUAGUAACAUCACAGGCUGGUGCACAUUUUCUCCACUCUUGCUCCACACCAUUGGCUACCUGGGAAAUGUGUAAAUUGUGAAUCGGCUUGUUACUUUCAGUGUUUUAUCAUUUUGAAGUUGUAUCUUUUAACAAACUUUAACAUUGUAAUUGUUUUACCUUAAAUUCUGUAAUUCACCUUGAGCAUUUUAUAUGGGAAAAGCCUGAUAAAUAGAAUAAAAUAAAUGUGAUGCUGUUGGUACAA